Messenger RNA from Jaculus jaculus (lesser Egyptian jerboa), 1649 nucleotides. It is a transcript of the gene Bhlhe41, whose product is annotated as basic helix-loop-helix family member e41. The record is from RefSeq and is a predicted model, not a curated record. The coding region runs from base 82 to 1452 and encodes 456 amino acids. The transcript has 5 exons. Gene Ontology annotation, biological process: anterior/posterior pattern specification; regulation of neurogenesis; regulation of transcription by RNA polymerase II. Gene Ontology annotation, molecular function: protein dimerization activity; DNA-binding transcription factor activity, RNA polymerase II-specific; RNA polymerase II cis-regulatory region sequence-specific DNA binding. Lineage: Eukaryota; Metazoa; Chordata; Mammalia; Rodentia; Dipodidae. Gene Ontology annotation, cellular component: nucleus.
CCCGAGGCGACCGUCCUGCAGAUUCUGGGACGGAAACCCCCCCCCAACAUCGAAAACGGAGGAAACAGCCAGCCAUUGAACAUGGACGAAGGAAUUCCUCAUUUGCAAGAGAGACAGUUACUGGACCAUAGGGAUUUUAUAGGCCUGGACUAUUCCUCUUUGUAUAUGUGUAAACCCAAAAGGAGCAUGAAGCGAGACGACAGCAAGGACACCUACAAAUUGCCGCACAGAUUAAUAGAAAAGAAAAGAAGAGACCGAAUUAAUGAAUGCAUUGCUCAGCUGAAAGACUUACUGCCUGAACAUCUGAAAUUGACAACCCUGGGGCACCUGGAGAAAGCCGUAGUCUUGGAAUUAACUUUGAAACACUUGAAAGCGUUAACAACCUUGUCGGAGCAACAGCACCAAAAGAUAAUUGCUUUACAGAAUGGGGAGCGAGCUCUGAAAUCUCCCAUUCAGGCCGACUUGGAUGCGUUCCACUCGGGGUUUCAAACGUGCGCCAAAGAAGUCUUGCAAUACCUCUCCCGCUUCGAGAGCUGGACCCCCAGGGAGCCGCGCUGCGUCCAGCUGAUCAACCACUUGCACGCCGUGGCCACCCAGUUCCUGCCCACCGCUCAGCUGUUGACUCCACAGGUCCCCCUGGGUAAAGGCCCGGGGAUGCCCUCCUCCUCCUCCUCCUCCUCUUCCUCCUCCUCCUCCUCCUCCGGGGCCGCCCCGUGCUCGGAGCGCGCGGCGGCACCCAAGCUGGAGCCGCUGGCCCACUGCGUGCCGGUCAUCCAGAGGACUCAGCCCAGCGCCGAGCUGUCCACCGCCGCCGCCGCCGCCGAGAACGACACGGACACGGACAGCGGCUACGGCGGCGAGGCCGAGGCUCGUCCGGAUCGUGACCGGGGAGGCGGCGGCGGUGGCGCGGGGACGAGCCGCGUCACCAUCAAGCAGGAGCCUCCUGGGGACGAGUGUCCUCCGGCGCCCAAGAGGAUGAAGGUGGAGCUGCGCGCUGGCGCCGGCGGCGGCGGCGGCGGAGGCGGAUCGGCGGCCGCGCUGCUGGGAACCGAACCCGGGGCGGCCGCGCUGCUGCGCCCGGACGCCGCGCUGCUGAGCUCGCUGGUGGCGCUGGGCGCCGGGGGAGGCUCGCCGUUCGCGCAGCCCGCCGCCCCCUUCUGCCUGCCCUUCUACUUCCUCUCGCCCUCCGCCGCCUACAUGCAGCCCUUCCUGGACAAGGGUGGCCUGGAGAGGUACCUGUACCCGGCCGCCGCGGCCCCCUUCCCGCUGCUCUACCCGGGCAUCCCCGCCGCCGCCGCCGCAGCCGCCGCCGCCGCCGCCGCCUCGACCCUGCUGGCGCACGACGUGGCGCCCCCCGGGGGGCCCCUGGGCCGCGCCCGCCUGCCCUUCGCGGGGGACCCGGACAGCAUCGGUCACGAAGACCCCUCGCAGCCGGCCAAAGAGGGCCCCUGAGUCCCCUGCAAAAUCCCUUCCUUUAGGAAGGACCCAGGUCGUUCCCCCCACCACCACCACCCACCCACCCACACAUACACCCCCUCCCAGAUACCCACGUUCAGACGCCCCUAGGUGUUGCUAGGAAGGAUGCAUCCUCCUGCGAUCCCUUCCCUUAGAAAGGACCCUGGUUUCCCCCCAUACCCUCUCCCCCCCAC